This is a messenger RNA of Pteronotus mesoamericanus, 2141 nucleotides long. RefSeq names its product ORMDL sphingolipid biosynthesis regulator 3 (gene ORMDL3). The transcript is spliced from 4 exons. Gene Ontology annotation, cellular component: endoplasmic reticulum membrane. Gene Ontology annotation, biological process: ceramide metabolic process; sphingolipid biosynthetic process; intracellular sphingolipid homeostasis. The record is from RefSeq and is a predicted model, not a curated record. The coding region runs from base 145 to 606 and encodes 153 amino acids. Lineage: Eukaryota; Metazoa; Chordata; Mammalia; Chiroptera; Mormoopidae.
GAGCUGCCAGCGGGGUGGCUACCGCCGCGGGUUGUUACAGCUGCUUUAGCUGCAGCGGCCCCCGCCCCCGGGCACCUCUCCCGGGCCCUCGAGGGCCCUAGACUUCUGACACCGCACGAGCAGCGGCAGGAGAGGGGCAGCAGGAUGAACGUGGGCACGGCUCACAGCGAGGUGAACCCGAACACACGGGUGAUGAACAGCCGCGGCAUCUGGCUCUCCUACGUGCUGGCCAUCGGGCUUCUCCACGUCGUGCUGCUCAGCAUCCCCUUCGUGAGCGUCCCUGUCGUCUGGACCCUCACCAACCUCAUCCACAACAUGGGUAUGUACAUCUUCCUGCACACGGUGAAGGGGACACCCUUCGAGACCCCGGACCAGGGCAAGGCAAGGUUGCUAACCCACUGGGAGCAGAUGGACUACGGGGUUCAGUUCACAGCAUCUCGGAAGUUCUUGACCAUCACGCCCAUCGUGCUAUACUUUCUCACCAGCUUCUAUACCAAGUAUGACCAGAUCCAUUUCAUCCUCAACACUGUGUCUUUGAUGAGCGUGCUCAUCCCCAAGCUACCCCAGCUCCAUGGAGUCCGGAUUUUUGGAAUCAAUAAGUACUGAGGGUACGGCCCCUUUCCCUGCCCAGGUGGCAGGAGAGGCAUAGAAGUCUGUGCUGUGUUGCUGAAGACAGAGGAGCCUCCGGAAGCUGCCAGAGAUGGGGGUUGAGCCUCUGGGCCCUAGUUUCCCCCUCACUUCCCCCAGUAGCCGACUUGAAGUAGCUUGUAGUAGGGUUGGGGUAGGACCCCCUGCCCUGGCCCCUUCUGCCCUGGGCUCUGACCCUUCUGAUUUUUUUUGAUCUUUUUUCUUUUACCUUUUGGAUAGAGAUUCCAUGGGGGUGGUCAUGGAUGGGCUGGGCUCCCAGGCUGAACACAGACCUGUGAGGUUGGGACAAGAGGCCAGGGAAACCCCCUGCUCACUCGCUUGUCCUCAGACCACUAAAGCACUUUAGCCCCUGUGAGGGGAUGGUACAGCUUCUCUGUUGCUUCACUUUAGUCAUGAACUGUUAGCGUGAUCCUCAGUGUGUGCUGGUACGUGUGAAGGCCGGCGCAUGGCGGCGCCUCGUCCCCCCGAAUGGAGAACCAUGUAAUCAAAGCCUCAUGCUUUUGGCAGCUCCCCUACGACCCACCCUGGGGAGUGGGUCGUAGCAGGGAGGGUAAGCAGAGGGGUGGUGGGGCUGCGUGUGGGUGGCCAGGUCCCAGAGGUGAGGGGACCAGGGCUGCUGCCAUCUUCCUCUGGUGGAGGUGGGAAGGGGGUGGGAGAAGGGGUGUGGAUGGUGAGUUGAGACUCAGAAAAAGGGAGUCACAGAGCAGCAGAGUUGGUGAGAGGGAGGGAGGGGACGGAAGCUAGACGCAGCCUCAUCCUUUGGGAAGUAGUCAAGGAGGGGUCAGCCUUGGAGAGCUGAUUUACCCACAGCAUGUGGCGCUGAGGGGGAGGGAGGCUGCUGUGGGUUCGAAGCUCCUGGGUUGGUGUGAGGGUGGAGAUGGGUGUAAGGGGCCUGUUAGUCAUUACACCCCAGUCCAGCUUGGCGCUGCCGUUUGCAGGCGUGAGGGGUGGGGGAAGCCGGGACAGGAACGGUGAAUGGGGGCGCCCUUCUGCAGCCCUUCCCCUUGCAGCCCCCUGGUGUAGGCGGGCGCUGGGGCAGGGCCUCUCAGGGAGCGUGCACAUGGGGGGCUGUGGAGGUCACCCCCAACGGGCCGGUGGGCUGCAGAGUCCUGCACAGUCCCUGCUGGUGCAGGGCAGUGGAUGGAGCAAGGGGGGGUGGCCUGCAGGCACUGUCUCCUCGCCCUGAGGGGAAGCAGUGGGGCAGGAGCCUGAGCUCCGCUGGAGAGGAGCCGCCUUCUCCCGCCCCGAUCUGACGAGGGUCUGUUUUACUUCAGAAAAGGCGAGUGCGCAUGCCCGUGCCCCCUCCCAGGGCCCUGAGGGAUGAGGGGAGGUCACUGGCUCUGUUUUCUGCCUCUUGGUCCCCCCACCCCCACCCCAUGUAUCAUAGGGAACUUUCACCUCAAAAUCUUUCUAAGCAACGUGUGAAUAGGAUUUUUACUCCCUUUGUACAGUAUUCUGAGAAACACAAAUAAAGGACAGUGUGUUCCUCUUUC